GUAUUCAGUUAGGUUAGCUUUGCAUUAAAAUCUGAAUAAGUAUAUGCAAUUAUAGGGAUGGCAUUAUGUCUACUCCUGCUGUUUCUGCAGUAAUUCGCAAGAGAAAGGCAAAUGGUGGUUUUAUAAUGAGUGCAAGCCACAAUCCAGGUGGACCAGAAAAUGAUUGGGGGAUUAAGUUUAACUACAACAGUGGACAGCCUGCCCCAGAGUCGAUCACAGACAAAAUUUAUGGAAAUACACUUUCUAUUUCUGAAAUUAAAGUAGCAGAUAUCCCUGAUGUGGACCUCUCACGCAUAGGAAUUACAAACUAUGGUAACUUCAACAUAGAGGUGAUAGAUCCAGUUUCUGAUUACUUGGAAUUAAUGGAGGAUGUGUUUGACUUUCAGCUUAUCAAAGAUCUUCUUUCUAGACCAGAUUUCAGGUUUACAUUUGAUGCCAUGCAUGCAGUGACGGGUGCAUAUGCAAAACCUAUAUUUGUAGAUCGACUUGGAGCCAACCCGGAUUGCAUCUCAAAUGGAGUUCCUUUAGAAGAUUUUGGUCAUGGCCAUCCUGAUCCUAAUCUGACGUAUGCUAAAGAUCUGGUGGAGAUUAUGUAUGCAGAAAAUGCACCUGAUCUUGGAGCAGCAAGUGAUGGGGAUGGUGAUCGGAACAUGAUUCUUGGAAGAAAUUUUUUUAUCACUCCAUCUGAUUCUGUUGCAAUUAUUGCUGCUAAUGCUCAGGCAGCAAUCCCAUAUUUUCAAGAUGGUCCUAAGGGACUCGCUAGGUCUAUGCCAACAAGUGGCGCCCUUGAUCGUGUUGCUGAGAAACUAAAUCUUCCAUUCUAUGAGGUUCCCACUGGCUGGAAAUUCUUUGGCAACUUAAUGGAUGCUGGGAGGUUGUCUAUCUGUGGGGAGGAAAGCUUUGGAACUGGUUCUGAUCACAUCCGCGAGAAGGAUGGAAUAUGGGCUGUGUUGGCUUGGCUUUCUAUCCUUGCAUAUAGAAACAAGGACAAAAAGGUUGGGGAAAAAUUGAUCUCGGUUGCUGAUGUUGCUCAAGAGCAUUGGGCUACCUAUGGAAGGAAUUUCUUUUCUAGAUACGAUUAUGAGGAAUGUGAAUCUGCAGGAGCCAAUCAAAUGGUUGAAUAUCUCAGGGAAAUGAUUUCUAAGAGCAAGCCUGGUGAAAAAUAUGGAAAUUACACCCUUCAAUUCGCAGAUGACUUCACCUACACUGAUCCAGUUGAUGGCAGUGUAGCAUCAAAGCAAGGCCUGCGGUUUGUGUUUACAGAUGGAUCAAGGAUUAUAUUUCGUCUAUCAGGCACCGGAUCAGCUGGGGCAACUAUACGAGUUUAUAUCGAACAGUUUGAGCCUGAUGUUGCCAAACAUGACAUUGAUGCACAAAUAGCUUUGAAGCCAUUGAUAGAUGUGGCACUAUCAAUAUCAAAACUGAAGGAGUUCACUGGCAGGGAGAAGCCUACGGUCAUUACAUAAGUUAUAUUUUUGUAGGAUGGCUUAGCUUGUAUAAAUUUUGACCUCAUAGUUAUAUUUCGUAGUAUAGAAACAAUAUAUCUUUCAGUUAGACUAUUUAUGAUCCUACAAAAAUGAUGUAUUUUUAACUAGUGUACUAAGAAAUUUUCAUGUAAGUAACUAUAAAACGAUGAACGUUUGAUUAAGGAGGAGUUAGAGAAAUGUGAGUCACUGAAUUAUAUAAGAUUCCAAGAA
This is a messenger RNA of Asparagus officinalis (garden asparagus), 1697 nucleotides long. RefSeq names its product phosphoglucomutase, chloroplastic. The coding region runs from base 66 to 1466 and encodes 466 amino acids. Gene Ontology annotation, biological process: carbohydrate metabolic process. Gene Ontology annotation, cellular component: cytosol. The record is from RefSeq and is a predicted model, not a curated record. Lineage: Eukaryota; Viridiplantae; Streptophyta; Magnoliopsida; Asparagales; Asparagaceae. The transcript is spliced from 17 exons. Gene Ontology annotation, molecular function: phosphoglucomutase activity; magnesium ion binding.